AUGCGAUCAAAAAUUAUUAAAAAAAUUAUUAUUACUACCGGUGUUUUCUUUCUUAUCAAUAUCGUAUUAUUAUUAAGUAUUAAAGGUUUUCAUACAUCACCAAAUAAACAUGAACUGGAAUUACCAAUUAAUACACGAAUUAUUCGAAAAAUACGAUCAAGUAUUAUUCCACCAGUGUCCGUGUCUCUAUUAUCGAAAAUAGAUGUUUUAUUACCGAUUGUUGUUUUUGCUUGUAAUCGGCCACGUGCUCUUCAAAUUCAUAUUGAAGCUCUGCUUAAAAUUCGAAAAAAUACUGAACUAAAUCCAAUAAUAAUCAGCUUAGAUUGUCAAAAUAGUCCAACGAUUGAAGUUGCUAAAAAUUUCAGUGAUAAAAUUAAAACAAUUAUUAAAUUACCAGAUCUUGGUCCUCUUGAUGUUCCUCCAAACCAGCAUCAGUUAUCUGGAUAUUAUAGAAUAGCACGUCAUUAUGGUUAUGCACUUAAUCAUGUUCUUAAUGUACUUAAUUAUGAAGCUAUAAUUAUUACUGAAGAUGAUCUGGAAGUUUCACCUGAUUUUCUCGAUUAUUUUCAAGCACUUUAUCCAUUAAUGAAAUAUGAUAAAACUCUUUGGUGUAUAUCAGCAUGGAAUGACAAUGGUAUUGAUAAAAAAAUUGAUCGUCAAGCAAAUCUUCUUCAUCGUAGUGAUUUUUUUCCUGGUCUUGGUUGGUUGUUAACAAAGACAGUAUGGAAUGAAAUAAAAGAUCAAUGGCCGAAAACUUUUUGGGACGAUUGGAUGAGAAAACCAGAACAACGUCGUGAUCGUGCAUGCAUUCGACCGGAAGUUGCGCGCACAGGUAUAUCACCGGAAGGUAAAAAAGGUGUUAGUGGAGGUCAAUUUUAUGAUCAUUAUUUGAAAAAAAUAAUUAAAAAUACUGAUCCUAUUGACUGGAAAACUAUUGAUAUUAGUUAUCUUAUCAAAGUAAAUUAA
Messenger RNA from Rotaria sp. Silwood2, 966 nucleotides. The record is from the annotation of a GenBank genome assembly. NCBI's taxonomy places the organism in Eukaryota, Metazoa, Rotifera, Eurotatoria, Philodinida, Philodinidae.